AGAGAGAGAGAGAGAAGGGGUACACAAGUAUCCAGUCCAGUGAUUCACGUUUUGUAGCUGUGCAAGUUACAGCAAAAGCCCGCGGUACUGAGGUUACUGACAGAGGUGUUUAGGUGAUCAAGCGAGAAAUCAAACGGUCCGUUUUAAGGACCAGGAAGACAGAGGGUUUGUACACUUGAAGAAAAGGCGCUAAUUGAAAACUGGAAGGAUGAUCGCGACCACGCAACAAAAUAUGACCACAGACCUGGACCUGGGAAGUACAGGGGGUCCCCCGCGGAACUGGAAGGGCAUCGGGAUCGCGAUGGUGGUGAUCCUGGCGGUCCUGUCUCUGGUCAUCCUCUCCAUCGUCCUGCUGACCCCUGACGAGUCCCACAUCUUACAGCUAUCCCCUCUGACUGUGGAGGACUUGGAGCGUGAGGUGUUCAAAGUUCAUGAGCCGUGUGCAACCUGGCUAAAUGAGAACGAGGUGGUACUGCGGAACAGGGCAGGUCACGUGCUCAAGCACAGCCUCCACCUCAACCUCAGCACCACUCUACUGGACAACAGCACCAUUGACCUGAAAGCUGUAAAGGUCCGGGUCUCUGCUGACCAGAGGUUCAUUUUACUGGCAUACAACAUGCACCCGGUGUUCUCACAGUCCUACACAGCCUCCUAUGCCAUCUACAAUGUGGGCACCGGGGAGUUGUCGACACUCAACCCCCCGGAGGUGGAGGCUGCGGAGUUGCAGUAUGCAGCCUGGGGACCCCAAGGGAACCAGCUGGCCUAUGUUUUUGAAAACAACAUCUUCUACCAAUCGGAGGUGUCCAGCAGUGGCCUGCGGCUUACCUCCACAGGCAGGGAGGGGCUGGUUGUCAACGGGGUCACUGACUGGAUCUAUGGGGAGGAAGUGCUGCAGACAUAUCCUGCUCACUGGUGGUCUGGAGAUGGUGCGAGAUUGGCUUACCUCACCAUCAACAACUCAGCCACGCCCUUUAUGGAGAUACAUCACUUCCUUGGAGGGGCUUAUCCCUCCAACAUGUUCUACCCUUACCCCAAGGCUGGCACCAAUAUCCCUAUAGUGAGCCUCUUUGUUGUGAAUCUCUAUGGGCCAGCACAUACUUUGGAGAUGAUUCCCCCAGACUCCUUCAGAACAAGGAACUACUACAUAUCCAUGGUGAAAUGGAUCAGCAGCACUCAGCUUGUGGUGCGCUGGUUAAACCGGCCCCAGAACCAAUCAGUGCUCUCCGUGUGCGAGGCCACAACCGGGGCGUGUUUAGAGAAACACAAAAUGGCCAUGGACGUCUGGCAGGACCAGCGACAGGAGGAGCCGCUGUUUGCUGGAGACGGCUCUAUGUUCUACCUGACUCUACCUGCCAAGCAAGGUGCUCGCGGAGAAUUCCAGCACAUCGCUGCUCUGCCCAUCCAGCCUGCGGUGCCCUCUGUCCCUCCUCGAUUCCUGACGUCGGGAAACUGGGACGUCACGACGCUCUGUGCCCUGGACGAGGAAAGUGGGAAAAUAUAUUUCCUUAGCACUGAGGAAUCCAGACAAAGCAGACACUUAUACAGCGCAGACAUUGGGGGAGUAUUCCAGCGACAAUGCCUUACCUGCAAUCUCAUAGAGGGAUGCAGCUUCUUCAAGGCCCAGUUCAGCCCCAACAAGACUCAGUUCAUCCUCCACUGCCUGGGCCCUGGUGUCCCCAAGGUGACCGUUCACAGCACAAAUGAGCCUAACAGGUACGUUGUGCUGGAGGAGAACAGGCCUCUGACUCAGGCUCUGGAGGGAAAGCGGCUCCCUGAGAAGCUGUUCCGGACCAUCUCAUACAUCGACUACGAUCUUCACCUGAAGGUGGCGCUGCCCCGCGGGUAUGAGGGGAACCUCCACCCGCUCCUCAUCAUAGUGGACGGUGCCCCUGGCAGUCAGGCAGUGACGGAGGAGUUUGCGAUAGGCUGGCCCGAGGUUCUGUCCAGCAGCCACGGGGUGGCGCUAGCCUGGGUGGACGGCAGGAGCGGGGUCGCGCGAGGUCAGAAAUCCCCUGCCCUCGAUCCCCGAAAGCUGGGCUCCGUGAUGGUCAAGGACCAGCUGGCUGUAAUAGAGUGGCUGAUGCAAUUGCCUUAUAUAGACCACAGACGGAUCGCUCUGUAUGGGAAGGCAUUUGGUGGCUAUUUAACCCUGAAGAUGCUGGCAGCAACAGACAGGCUGUUCAAGUGUGCGGCCGUGAUGGCUCCCAUAACAGACUUCCGGCUUUACAGUGCUGCCUUCUCUGAGAGGUUCCUAGGUGUUCCUGCCAAGGAAGAGAGCUUCUAUACGGCAGCCUCCGUACUAGAAGAAGUCCGGAAGCUGAAGGAUAAGCACUUCCUUUUACUGCACGGGACCGCUGACACACGAGUUCACUUCCAGCACAGCGCUGAGCUCCUCAGCCGCCUGGUCAAGGUGGAGGCCAACUACUCCCUCCAGCUGUACCCUGACGAGGGCCACAGCCUGAGAGACAACCGCAGCAGGCAGCACUUCCAGCGCACCCUCUGCCACUUCUACCAGUCCUGCCUGGAGUACGUCCCCUACGGAAAAUCACCCGACCCGGACGACGACUACUGAGUGUCAAUGUGUCCAGCUGGGAGGAGGACAGGAUCCACCGCUCUCAGACACUGCCCUGGAUCAGACUGCGCCUCCGCUCCCUGCACAGAGCUGCAGGAUGGGGGGCACGGCAGGGCACCAAUUCGUCCCCCACGGUGCCCCUCUGGACCCUUGGAAAGCUGAUGUUGAGCAUUUGUCACCUUUUAUUUUUCUGUAUCUGUCUGUUUGUGGCUGUGUGGAGCCACCCUUACAAAAAUGUCCUAGGCCCAGCCAGUUUACUUUAGGAGUAUGCAGUAUUUACCCAGAUGGAUUUUCUAGGGGCUUGUAGGACAUAGUUGUGAGGGCAGUCCGUAAGGUGGUAGACAUCCUCCUCAGCUUUCUUUCCUUGGUCCUUCUCUCUUCCAUGAAUUGUGAGAUUUAACGUAGAGUACAUGACUGACAGCCAGUGCUGAAGCUGCAAGUGGACAUUUGGGAACAUGCCUGAAUCUUGCUGAGUGUUAUCCGGAGGAUUCUUGUCAGAUUGUUUCAGAUUGUCAGAUUGCCUGGAUACUUCGCUUGCACCAAUUCAGAGGAACAGAGUUACCCUUAGGAAUGCCGGGAGAUGUGUUUUUGGGCAGAUUCAACUUGAUGCGCAUAAUGAAUUGUUCAAUUUUUUUAUUUUUUUUAUUUUGCUGAGUAUGCUAUUCUUUCAUUUGCUAUUUAUUACAAAUUUGUGGCACAUGACAUUUUCUCAUUGAAAAUUUAAUGUCCUUCAUGCUUACAAGGCAUUGCAUUCCCAUCUUCUCCCUUGAGCAAUGAAACACACAACUUUUCCUCCAGAUUUCUCAAUGUAACACCAGUGGAUUAUGAAUGCCCCUGUUUAUAUGGGUCUGCUGCAUGACUGAUUGCCAAUACUCCUGACUGGGCUGUUGUAAAUGGAUUUGUUUUAUUUUCUAAAUGGGUCUACAGAUAACCACAGAUACUAUUAUAUCCCACUGAAAAACAACAGUCCUGUGUAGGGAUCGUGCAAUUUCACAAAAUUGUUAAAUUCACGGGAAGCUGUAAUACAAAGAUACCCAGCAAUAAAAUUACACAUUUGAGCACUACCUAGAAUUUGCAGCUAAAGUCCCCCUUUUCUUUUGUUUUUUUCUUUUCUUACAUGUUCGUUCAUAUUUUAUUGGGUGUAUCUGUUUUCCCUUUGCACCUGCAAGAUGUGAAAACUCAGUAAUAGUAAAAUAUAAUGAAUAUUGAAUAACGUUGCACCUGUUCAAGACUACAUGUUCCAGAAUGCACUCGACUGUAGUUUCGCACACUCCCCUCCCAGCCUGCCGAGUCCCCA
This is a messenger RNA of Megalops cyprinoides (Indo-Pacific tarpon), 3869 nucleotides long. Its product is annotated as inactive dipeptidyl peptidase 10. Gene Ontology annotation, biological process: proteolysis. The record is from RefSeq and is a predicted model, not a curated record. NCBI's taxonomy places the organism in Eukaryota, Metazoa, Chordata, Actinopteri, Elopiformes, Megalopidae. Bases 209 to 2572 code for a protein of 787 amino acids. The transcript has 25 exons. Gene Ontology annotation, molecular function: dipeptidyl-peptidase activity; serine-type peptidase activity.